AUGCUGCAAGAUUUCCUGAGUGACGAUGUUGCUGUCAGGGCGCAAGGAGUUGUUGUCAACGGCAGGGUGAUGACCCUCAAGUACUGUACUACCUGCAACAUCUACCGGCCGCCGAGGUGCUCACACUGCAAGAUCUGUGACAACUGCGUCGACCGAUUCGACCAUCACUGUCCCUGGGUCGGGAACUGCAUCGGGAGGCGGAACUACCGCUGCAUCUACCUCUUCGCCCUCUGCAUCCGAGCUCUCUAUCUCGCUGGGCUGGAAGCUGCUCCUUAUGACGUCGUCUCCGCGUUCAUCACUGGCGCAUCCUCGAAUCCAUCGACGGUCUCGAUCGCCAUCGUCUGCGUCCUCUCUUUGUUUUUCACAGGCGCACUCUCCGCCUUCCACAUCUACCUGCUCUCCGCAAACAUCACAACCAACGAACAUGUCGCUCCCAGUCUCCUGCUCCUUCCUUACUGA
Molecule: messenger RNA, 459 nt
Organism: Guillardia theta CCMP2712
Lineage: Eukaryota; Cryptophyceae; Pyrenomonadales; Geminigeraceae
Exons: 4
Coding region: 1-459 (152 amino acids)
Biological process (GO): protein targeting to membrane; peptidyl-L-cysteine S-palmitoylation
Cellular component (GO): endoplasmic reticulum; Golgi apparatus
Molecular function (GO): protein-cysteine S-palmitoyltransferase activity
Source: RefSeq, a predicted model, not a curated record